AUUCGUUUUAUAACUAAACUGAUCCAAGCGGGAUUAUCUAAUAUUCUCCCUCCACAAGUUCUUUUUCCGAGUGAGAGAGAAUGGCGUCCUCUUCUCAUCUCUCCGCUGUCCCUCAACGCUUCUCUUUCUCCCCUAAAACCUCUCCUCGUUACUCGUUCAACUCCAACUCAAUUGGGAUUCGAGUGAGAUCAAGUUUGGAAAAUGAGAGCUGCUCUUCUGAAGUUCCCAAGCAUUCCUUGGAAUCAAUCAAGGAAUCUCAAGCAUCAACAUCAAGGCGUCAGUGCAUUACUUGUUUAUGUUCUACUAUAGUGCUGAGUAGUAGUGCUGGAACCUCCAUCUCCAUCCCAAAGGCAAUUGCUUUAGAUGGAAAAGAAAGAGCUCUUUGCCGUAAUUGUGGAGGCAGCGGUGCUGUACUUUGCGAUAUGUGUGGGGGUACCGGAAAAUGGAAAGCUCUCAACAGAAAACGUGCUAAAGAUGUUUAUGAGUUUACGGAAUGCCCUAAUUGCUAUGGUCGGGGGAAACUUGUGUGUCCUGUGUGCUUAGGUACUGGUUUGCCAAAUAACAAAGGUCUUCUAAGGAGGCCUGAUGCACGGCAAUUACUUGAUAAGAUGUAUAAUGGUCGGCUAUUGCCUGGAUCUUGAGCCAAUCCGCCAAGUAGAAAAUUUUGGAAACAUUGCAAUUAUGGAAUUUUGAUUGUAAGACUAUGAAAAGAUGAAUGCAGCCAGCAGCACUAUCAGUGUAUAUAGUCUGAACGUUAUCUUUAUGUCUAGCACACAUUGGAAGCUUUUCUUCUUUAGACUAGCCCUUGAAAAAACCUAGCUUUGAUUUUGAAUAUGUAUGCUAUUUCAUUCAAAGUCGGCCCAAUCAGAGGACAGUGAACCAUCUUCUUUAUGUUCACUGUAGUGUAUAACAUUAAUUCAUUGAGCUAUAAGAGAACCUAAUGGUGCA
Molecule: messenger RNA, 948 nt
Organism: Hevea brasiliensis (rubber tree)
Lineage: Eukaryota; Viridiplantae; Streptophyta; Magnoliopsida; Malpighiales; Euphorbiaceae
Product: protein PHOTOSYSTEM I ASSEMBLY 2, chloroplastic
Exons: 6
Coding region: 81-641 (186 amino acids)
Source: RefSeq, a predicted model, not a curated record